AAUAUGGCAUCGCGCAUGGCGGGUCGGGCAUUUGGGCGGCGCAUUCUCCAGGCGGCGCCGUCGGCGUCGCGGCGGUCGGCGCCAUUUGGAUUCGCGGGCGCCGCGCCUCGCAAUCCAGUAAGAUCCAGGAUCUUCCGGCGGGAGCUUCUGUCGAUGCGGCCGCUCCACAGCGCGACGGCCGACUGCUGGAUGGUGUCGCGGAUCUCGGGCUGCGCAACCUGCUAUGAAGGUGAUCUCAGCUGUCUCUUGGUGGGUGUUUCAGGCAUCUAUCUCAAGUGGUUGACGAUGUGCCUCGAGAAUUCGCAGUCGGUGGCAACAACAUGAUCAAGUGAAAGAAACCAAGACGAGAAAUACCUCCUGUGGUGCCAGCUUUGCCUAGACUUGUCAUCAGUUUAGUUAUCUUGUUCUCAUGAUUGUUCUCAAGAACUAUCUGCAAUUAUUCAAGUGCACACAUUUUUCUCGUUCGUUUUAAA
This is a messenger RNA of Selaginella moellendorffii, 473 nucleotides long. RefSeq lists its product as uncharacterized. Lineage: Eukaryota; Viridiplantae; Streptophyta; Lycopodiopsida; Selaginellales; Selaginellaceae. Bases 4 to 324 code for a protein of 106 amino acids. The transcript is spliced from 3 exons. The record is from RefSeq and is a predicted model, not a curated record.